AGACCCAGCAGUAGUCAGUAUUUCCUAUUAAGCGGCCGCGGCACGAGCAACUCGGCGCGCAAGGAUGGAGCGGGUUAAGGAGGCUGUGGGUGGUGUGCAGCAGAAGCUUGCGGACACUGCUGCCGGCUUGGCGGAGAGCGUGGCGCACAAGGUGCAGGCGGUGCGAGACAACAUCCCCAUCAUGCCCGAGGGCCAGACCAGCCAGCCGGGCAGUGAGGCGGACAUGUGGACCAAGCCCGUGGUCAUCCGGGAUGACUACGUGGGAGCCGGCAAGCUGAGUGGGCGUGUGGCGCUGAUCACGGGGGGAGACAGCGGCAUCGGCCGCAGCGUGGCAGUGCACUUCGCGCGGGAGGGCGCCGAUGUGUUCAUCCUGUACCUAAAUGAGCACGAGGACGCCGCCGCCACCCGUAAGAUGGUGGAGGCGGAAGGCCGGCGCUGCAGCACUAUGGCCGGCGACGUGCGCGACCCCAAGGCCUGUGCCGAGGCAGUGGAGCGCUGCGUGAGGGAGCUGGGACAUCUGGACAUUCUGGUGAACAAUGCGGCUGUGCAGCACUACCGCACCUCCAUCACCGAAAUGACGGACGCCGACAUCGAGUCCACCUUUGAGACCAACAUCCUGGGGUACAUGCACAUGGCGAAGGCCGCGCUGCCGCACCUGCCCAAGACCGGAGGCAGCGGCACCACCACAGGAGGCACCACCACCACCGGCAGCCCUGCCCCGGGCGUGAUCAUCAACACCACCAGUGUCACUGCCUUCAUGGGGGAGGGCCACCUGAUCGACUACUCCGCAACCAAGGGCGCCAUUGCAGGCUUCACACAGGCGCUGGCGCAGCAGCUGUCGGUUAGCGGCAUCCGUGUCAACGGCGUGGCUCCCGGCCCCAUCUGGACGCCCUUCAUUCCGGCCACCUUCCCGCGCACCGCCCUGCUCACGUGGCAGAGGCAGGUGCCCAUGCAGCGCGCAGGCCAGCCCUCGGAGGUGGGUCCCUGCUACGUGUUCCUGGCCAGCAGCGACGGCGCCACCAUGAGCGGCCAGGUGCUGCACCCCAACGGCGGAACUCCUGUGAGCGCCUGAUGGCCGCGCGCAAUGGCGAGGUCGGACCUGGCAUCGAGGGGGUGGGGGGUAAUGGAGGAGGUGGCCGCAGUCCAAGCACAACCGUCGCCUCCAGAUCCAGAUCCACACACGCGGCGGCUACUGUUGGGGCGCCGGACCGCUCUCAUGUGCAGUAGUGUAGCAUUACGUUAGGGCUAGAGUAGCUGCGCUGUGCUGACUGCUGAGUAGAUACAUCACCAAGUGCUAAGCCUGAGGGUAUACCCGGGAUGUAGCGUAAGGCGAUCCGCGGCAGGGGCCAUGGAGCGGGUAUGCCACUAUCAGUUGUCUUUGCCGAGUUGCUGCCUGCUCUCCUGCUGGCGUCGAUUAGCUGACAGGAGUUGUAGUUGAUCACCUGGUGCCAGAGGAAUUGAGGCGGUAGGCGCCAACUAGGAGAAGGUGGAACAGGAGGGAGGCAGAGGAGCAUCUGUUGAGGGAGGCUUGUAGUACGCUCGGCGGGGCAGCCACAUGUGCGCUGCAGCCUGCUGCGGGAGUGCUGGAUGGCGCUCUCUGGGCUGUGACUGGCGUAGUGAUCAUGUAUCCAUCAC
Chlamydomonas reinhardtii is the source of this 1635-nucleotide messenger RNA. RefSeq lists its product as uncharacterized. The record is from RefSeq and is a predicted model, not a curated record. The coding region runs from base 65 to 1072 and encodes 335 amino acids. The transcript has 13 exons. Lineage: Eukaryota; Viridiplantae; Chlorophyta; Chlorophyceae; Chlamydomonadales; Chlamydomonadaceae. Gene Ontology annotation, molecular function: oxidoreductase activity.